Messenger RNA from Eucalyptus grandis, 1374 nucleotides. RefSeq names its product phosphoglycerate mutase-like protein 4. Gene Ontology annotation, cellular component: cytoplasm; cytosol. Bases 470 to 1201 code for a protein of 243 amino acids. Lineage: Eukaryota; Viridiplantae; Streptophyta; Magnoliopsida; Myrtales; Myrtaceae. The transcript has 7 exons. The record is from RefSeq and is a predicted model, not a curated record. Gene Ontology annotation, molecular function: phosphatase activity.
UGAGGAAAAAGAGGAGAACGACGACGAUACGAAACUUGAGACCUCGUGUUUUGUCAGGUGAACCGGGGAAGACGAAGACAUUCAGAUCAUAAUGAAAAAAACACGCCUUUUGUUUUCUCCCGUAAUCUGUCAGGUCCUUCAUAAACUUUCCUACGAAAGAUCAUGAAGACGGAGGCCACACGGAAUUGUUCUGCAGGCCGCACGGAAUUGUUUGCGACUUUCGUGCACAUACUUAAUAUUUAUCGUUCACACCAGGACGACCGAAGCGAAGACCAACGGCUCCGAAUCAAAUGCAUUUUGCUAUAAAAUCUUCAGCGACUCCAUCAAGAUUAAUGGUCCACGUUUGCUUAUCGGCCGAAGCACUCCGCGCGUUGUAGCUCCUUGAACUCGAAGUUUGGGACUCGCAACUCCAUUCAUCUGUCAACUGCUAUCAGGGACGCACGGUCCAGAGCCAAAUCGCGAGUUCGCCAUGUCGGCUUCAAGCUCGAGGGUUGCUGCUGAAAUGGUUUGCAAUGGUGAUGCUCAAUCGGUUUCAAUUGGGGUAAACUAUCCUGAAAUCAUUGUCAUACGUCACGGAGAAACAGACUGGAAUGUUGAGGGAAGAUUUCAGGGAACUCUGGAUGUUGAAUUGAAUGAAAAUGGGAGGCAGCAAGCAACUGCUGUGGGUGAAAGGCUAUCCAAAGAAGGCAAAAUCUCUGCAAUUUACUCAUCUGAAUUAAAACGAGCUUUUGAGACGGCAAAUCUGAUUGCAACUGCUUGUGGUGGACUGGAGGUUAUUAAGGAUCCAGGUCUACGAGAAAGAAAUCUCGGGGAUCUUCAAGGCCUUCAGCCACAUGCGGCAGCUAGUGUCUGUCCUGAAGCCUAUAAAGCCCUUUUAUCGCAGAAGACAGAUCAAGAACUUCCGGGUGGUGGUGAAAGUAUUGCUCAGGUUUACCAGCGCUGCAUUACAUGUUUACGAAACAUCAGUGUGAAGCACAAAGGACAGCGAGUAGUAGCAGUCACUCAUGGUGGAGUACUCCAAACGCUUCAUGUGCAGGCUUGCCCAAAUAACCAACCUGUGAAGUUCUUGAAUACUUCCGUCAACAUUUUCCACUUAUCUGAUGGGGACAACUGGGUCUUUAAAUCCGGGGUUGAUAUUAGUCAUCUCAACCAAAUAGACUAUUUGAGAACUGGGUUUGGUGGAGAUAGAUCUUCUGGUUAGAUCAACUCUUUAUGCCAUUCUAGUAGCCCUAACCUAUAAUGAGCUACGAUAAGGCCUUGCUGAGGGGAUGAUUCACCCACUUGUCAUGUCUUAUAGGAUAGUUUCAUUCUUGGUCCUUACCUUAUGUAAUUUGUCCAAUUAAGUCCUUGAAUUCUCAUUUUGCGCUAUUGAAU